Messenger RNA from Trichomycterus rosablanca, 3640 nucleotides. RefSeq names its product F-box and leucine-rich repeat protein 18 (gene fbxl18). Bases 1 to 2151 code for a protein of 716 amino acids. The transcript has 5 exons. Gene Ontology annotation, molecular function: protein binding. Gene Ontology annotation, biological process: SCF-dependent proteasomal ubiquitin-dependent protein catabolic process. NCBI's taxonomy places the organism in Eukaryota, Metazoa, Chordata, Actinopteri, Siluriformes, Trichomycteridae. Gene Ontology annotation, cellular component: SCF ubiquitin ligase complex. The record is from RefSeq and is a predicted model, not a curated record.
AUGGGGAAUCGAAUCGAAACGGCUCAGUGUUCCCCGGACUGCGCUCCCGAGUUCUCCGUCACCAUCUCGAACUUCUCCGAUGAGGUUUUGUUAUACAUCCUGAGCUACGUUCCCGUCCUGGAUCUGGCGUUCAGCGUGAGCAGAGUGUGCCGGAGACUUCAAGUGCUGAGUCAGGACAGGAGCCUGAUUUCUCACGUGCGCUUGCAUAAACAAUACAAGGCGUCUGCCGAAGCGGUGAAAUGUCUCUUGAGAAAACUAUCCAGCGACAUCCAAACCCUCGACGUCCGUGGCUGCUAUUGGCUCCCGGGCUCCACGAUGCAUCAUGUGACCAAGCACUGCACUAGACUGGUACGGCUGGACGUCUCGGGCUGUGUCGUGCCCCCCGCCAGACUCAGUCGCCUCCUGCACUCUCUGAGUUCACUGCGCUCGCUGGCGCUGGACAUCACGACCGGGCACGAGAUGAGACACCUGACCGACGAGGGCAAACAGACCCUGGCGCAGCUGGUGGAGCUGAAACAGACUCUCCUGGUGGCUUCUUACGGUUUGGUUCCGUGCUGCGCCGCUCUGCAGAGCCUGACCCUCCACCUGGAAGUGGCCGAGGGCUGGGACGAGCCCAGUCGGUACCUCCAGCUGAUGGUGGGGCAGAGCAGCGUGCCGCGCUACCACAACCUGCACUGGUUUGCGGCACACCUGGCGCCCGGAGAGGUCAACCGCGCCCUGCUCAAUCUCUACCUGGCCGCUUUCGGCAUGCGCACGCCCGAGAGGAUGAGCGGACUGGUCAUCGCCAUGCCCGGCCCUUCUCCGCCGAUGCCUGGCGCCGUCGCCACGGUGAUGAACACGGCGCUGAAGGCUGGAAGCGCGAUCAGCGCCCUUCAGCUACCCCGGACGUGGCUGGAGAGCAACACGCUGAGGCGAGUGCUGGCGCACGGAUGCCCGGCCUACCUGAACCUGGCUCGGUGUGCCACGCCAAGCUUCGAACCUCUGUGCGUCAUGCUGGGUGCCAACUGCGACCUCUCACCGCUGCGCAGCUUGAACCUUCGGGGCAAGGGCGAGGAGGAAGUGGCCGCCGAGGGCAUCGGGACGCUUAGCGAAUUGUGUCCCAGGCUUACUCAUUUCAACCUCUCGUCCACGCAUUAUCACCACACCUCUCCUGAAAAGCUGGACGGACACCUUUGUGCCGCCUUGGGCAACUUUUCCCACCUACGUUCUCUCGCCCUGCCCGCGUGUGCGCUGGCCAGAGGCCCCCCGGCGCAGCCCGACAGCCCCGCUUUGGAGACGAAACUUUCCUCAGAGUCACUUCUACUCGGGCUCAAGAAGAGUCGGCGCGUCGGGGUGCCCGUCUACCAGCCGGUACCGGACAGCCCAGGGUGUAGAAAGGAGGGUCAGAAUGAUAACGAGACAGACGCUUGUAUGCGCCCGCUCCUGAACGGCUGCCCACAUCUGGUGGAGCUGGAGCUGAUCGGCACGGGCUUCCUGUCGGCCAUGCCGAGGAACGAGCCUGCCAUGCGCAAGGACCCCCCGGUGUGCCCCUGGUCGUGGCAGGUCGAAGAUGCCCACCUGGCAGCCUUAGGAGAACUUAGAUUUUUGCGCAGGCUCACUUUGGCCCACCUGCCCGGGGUGCUGAGAGGCACCGGGCUGGUACAGCUGGUUCAGGGAUGUAAGGAGCUUCGGGUGUUAUCGCUGGCCAACAUCGGGUCCUUGAAGACGGUGAAUUACACACAGGCUCUGCUGGAGGCGCUCGGACACUGCACACAGCUCAGGGAGUUCAGACUGGAGCAGCCGUACUUCAGCAUGAACGCGACUUUUUUCGAGGCGCUCGGCCACUGUCGCCUCCUCCAGCGCCUCUGUCUGGUCUCGCGCCACGGGACGUUCCAGCACGCGGCGGCCGCGAGCUUCAUGCAGCGCUGCGAGAACGUCGUCAUGUUCCACAUGUUCACCGGCGACACCCUGGUGGCCUGCGAGACGCUGAGGAAAGCACUCCUGAUCAAUUUUUCCGAGUCGCGUAUCGCCCUGAGCGUGGUGGUGUACCCGCUGCUACACGAGGAGCUGGGGAAGGAGAUCAGACAGAACCCGCUCUGCCUCCUGGAUGAGAUCACGCUCUUCAAGAGCCGCGUGGCAGAGGAGCCCAGAAUGCAGUCAGAGAGACGCUGAAGCUGAUGCACUUGACCAUGGACGUAAAAGAUUUGUUUGUGUGUCCAGAUUUCAUUCGAAUGACCAGUGAAGUGCGGCCGAACUGUGUCCAAACAAACAGCCUGCUUUCGGCAUUCAAGAUGAGACUUAAUCAGAUGUUACACAUUUCUGUGUCCGGUUUUGGACGCGUUUUGGUUGUAAAGUCCUGCGUGUUACACUAAACGGCCCAGUAGGUAUUUAGUUUGGUAAAGUUUGGCCACACCCAAGCAUCAACGCAUUAUCCCUUGACUCUGCGCAGGCAGCAUCAAUCAGCCAGCAGCGGUUGUAUGAACAACAGCUAAUCGUUGUUCAUGUGGCGCCCACCCUGCUGGAUGGCAGACCUGAGUUUUCAACCGUCGAGUUUUAGUUGAGCACGUAACCACUGAUGUGCAGCUGCUUUCACAACAUCAUCACAUGAAAAUCUUCUUCCCCUUAAAGCUUCUCUGAGCGUCCAAAAAGGUGCAAAUCAGAUGGAGCUAAAUCCGGACUAUAAGCGUCUCUCGGGUAGAAUAGAAGAAUAUCAUAUAAAUAAUAUGUUCUCUAAGCUCCCUAAGUUCAAAUCUCAGCUCUGCUCCCAGUCGGCUGGGCGCCCCCUAGCGGGCACAAUCGGCAAGUGCCUGUAGCAGUCAAAAUUGGCCGCUUAAGUCAUCUGUGGGUCUUCAACGCUGUUUAAGGACCCUGGUUGCCCAAGGUGCCUGUACAGAACGCAGAUAUCGCUUUGUGGCUCUGUGUGUGCGAAAUCAACCUCACACACAAAUCCACUGAAGUAUAAGCGAGUAAGAAAGGAUUGGUGGACUGCACACGUGGCCGAGGGAGCGUGUGGGGUGAAUAUACACCCUCCUUGGACACCACUGGGGUCUCCAGCAGCAGGAGACUGAUUGGAUACGCUAAAUUCUGAGAAAAAGGGAGGAAAAUGCAUAAAAUACAUACAGAAAUAACUAAUAUGUUCUCAACUGUGUGCAUGACCGCGUCCCUAAACAUGAAACAAGGUCCGUAAACACGUGGUCUGUAGGAACUUUAAUGAUUAUAAAACAUCACAGGAGAUGAAAGCAGAAGAGAAGAAAGACCUUAAAUGGUGUUUUGAAUAAAACUGUCAGUGGCCUCCCCCUCAACCUCAGUGAGGACUUUUGGGAUGUAUUGGAAGGUCGCCUGUGAGUCAAGCCUUUUCAAUUACAAAGUACACACACAAACUCUCCACACACACACACUCCAAAAUCUAAACAAUGGGAGCGACUCUCUCUCUUAUCAGUGUGUAUGGAUUUGGAAUGGGAUGUCCAGUGAGCACAUGGUCAGGUGUCCACAUACUUCUGGCCGUAUAGUGUAACUUGCGAGGUAUUUCAUGCGGAUUGUGAGUCAGUUGUGCCAAAAAAACGGGUACAAAAGCGCCCGAUAUUUUGUUUUGUUUCUGUGUUACUGUGCUGUGCUCAAUUUUUAGACAAAAUAAUGGAAAAUAAAUAUAAAAUGAAUAAAA